Molecule: messenger RNA, 1052 nt
Organism: Clarias gariepinus (North African catfish)
Lineage: Eukaryota; Metazoa; Chordata; Actinopteri; Siluriformes; Clariidae
Exons: 7
Coding region: 208-1011 (267 amino acids)
Cellular component (GO): nucleus
Source: RefSeq, a predicted model, not a curated record
AGUAGAAUUAAGAAAGCCAGGAUAACAGAACAGUCGCGGCUUGACCUAGUUUAAUCAGUGCAUCCUGGCUUAAUCCGUUGCACGUUUGCUGAGCCAGGAUGAGAACGCGCGGAUAUGUUAAGCCAGGUGUAUAUAGUUUGGAUAAAUGCGCGUUCAUGGUAUUCUUAAAAAGAUCACGAAAUCGAUCACAGAAUCACCGAUGCAAAAAUGGACAAAACCCGUGCGGCAUACUUUUCGCCUAAUGAGCAACAGCUUCUUAUGGAAACGUAUGAAGAAGUGAAACAUAUAAUAUGUAAAAAAGGCAAUACAGCUGCUGUAAUAAAGCAAAGAGAGAAUGCCUGGCAAACAAUAGCGGACCGAUUGAAUGCAACAAACAUGUCUGGCCAAAAAAGGACUUGGCAGCAAGUCAAGAUUAAAUACAAGAAUAUUUUGCAGGCUGCCAUAAAAAAGAAAAGUCAUAUUACUGGUACGGGGGGUGGCCCUCCAACCCAAGACUUCACCCCAGCAGAGGAGCUGGCCCUGGACUUAAAUAAAGGGAAGCCAGUGAUUGAAGGGAUCCAGGGAGGGACAGCCACUGACUCUGGCCCAGCAAGGGAUACUGGCCUCUUCAUACAAUUGGCUGGUAACAGUCUUACACUUUUGGAUCCCCCAGACUAUGAUUUGCCGAGGGAAGCCACAUCUACAGCAGUGGAGUGCACUUCUGCCGAUGAUGAGACCGUGUCGCUGGACUCUAGAAGGCUCGAGGAUCCUGACAUUGGGCAGUCUGAUAAGCAGCCUGGUAACAUAAAUUCACAAACUGUCAGACAUCUCUACACAACACAUCUUAAGAGACAGAUCGAGCUUUCAGAAGUCAAGAUUGAUGUGAACAAAAGAAAGCUGCAGGACAUGGACCUUGACAUGCAAAUUAAACGCAAGACACUGAGGAAACUAGAACUGGAAAUCCAGAAACUACAAACAGAAGUAAGUGACUUCAGUUCAUACUGUAACCAUGACUGUAACCCAAUGUAUUAAUCAUCAUAAUUUGUUCUGUCCAAAGGUCCAAGCUGACAAGU